CACACACAUACGAGCGAAAAGGCGCAAGAGGCGUGCGAGAGAUUUUUGUACAGGCAUUGUAAGGACAGCUCACUGGAUGUAAACAAGGGUCCUUAGGAAACCGGCGCAUGUUUUGUAUCGGAGGUCUGCACUGUCAAAACAACAUUGUCGUCCAGAAAUGGCACAUGCCUGCUGAUCUUCAGGCCAUCGCAGUGAAACAAGUGUUGAUGUAUGACACUCAAGCUAUUGACCCUCUUGUGUUCACCUACCCCAUAGUGUCCAGGGAGCAGUGGAAAGUUGAAACCCCGCACCCAAUCAACCCACCCACCAAAUGUCUUUAGACAGUGAAAACAAGCUGCUCAGUUCAUGAGUCACAGAUACACACGGCCCUUCUGCAAGGAAGACAAUGAGUAACGCCUAAUCCACCUGUUAUCACGUAAACUUCAGAAUAUGGCUUGGUUGUUGACCUUGUGAACAGUGGCGAUGUCUCAGCCAGCUCCAUCCCCAAUCUACACUUUGAGGGGUGCCAGUGGAGCCUUCAACACCAUCCACUUCAGCUGCCAUGGAGGGGACAGUCCUCUCCUCUUCUCUGGAUCAGCGAAGGGUGCCAUCCAUAUGUGGAAUUUGAACAAUAGGAGGGCAGAGAGAAUCAUAGAAGGUCAUUCUGGGAGUUCAGUUCUCUGGGUCAAUACAUUUCACUCAGCAGAUACACUUAUUAGUCAGGGACGAGACACGAGGGUCUGUCUUUGGAAUCUGAGUCAAGGUCGCAGUGAGCUGAUGGACUCUCUGAGUACAGGAAGUGUUGGAUUCUGUCAGUGCUCCUUGCUGGAGACAGGGAUGAAGACCUGCCUGCUUGCCUUUGCAGGACAGCAAACUGAGGAGCUCAAGAUUGUCGAGCUACCCAGUAAGACUCUGGUGUGCAGUCUGAUACCAGAUUCGAAAUUGGGGAUGGUGAUGUGUAUCAAGCUGUGGCAGCCACAAUCAGGUCCUGGACCCCUCUUGCUGGCCGGGUAUGAGGACGGAUCACUGUUGUUAUGGGACAUAACCCAGAGGUCCAUAUUGAGCCAAACCAAAGUCCACCUCGAGCCUGUCAUGUGCCUGACCUUCGACCCAGAAAGUCUGAGGGGCAUAUCUGCUUCUUCAGAGAAUAAACUUUCCUCAUGGAUGCUGGAUGGGCAAAACAACCUGCAGCUCCGAGACUGUGUGACUCUAACCAACCCUGGUGUUUCCCAGCUGAGUAUUAGAGGAGAUGGCAAAUUGUUAGCAUCAGCAGGCUGGGACCACCGCGUACGGAUAUUUGGCUGGAAGAAGCUUCGACCGCUUGCCGUAUUGCAGUAUCACAGUGACAUGGUGCUCAGCGUUGCAUUCUCCGACCACAAGGACCCCAGACAAAGACUUCUUGCUGCUGGAUCCAAAGACCAACGCAUCAGCUUCUGGUCGAUAUACAACGACGGACCUCACACAGUAUAGAUUUAGGGAAAAAUAUAAAAUUGAACAUAUUGUGCCGUAGAACAGGAGUUCUUAACCUUUUCAACCUUGAGGUACAAUUUUUCCUUUUCAAAAUGGCCUAGGGCUCAAUCGAAAAUUAUGAUUUGUGUUGAGACUGACAAAGUAUAAUGUUCCUGCACACAAGUCUGUGCUUGCAAUAGCUGCUGUUCAUGACUGUGGAUUUGAACUGCUUGAUCAACCUUCUUUUUCUCCUGAUAUGGCAGCCUCCGACUAUUCCUUCUUUUCUCCCUAACACGGGGGCGAAGCACUAACUGGCCAAUGAUGAGGUCCUAUUUGCUCAUUGAGGACUUUUUAGAAUGAGAGGUUCCGUUUCACAAGAAUACGAGAGCUGCAACACCAAUGGAAAAGUGUGCUUAUGCAGGAGAGCUGAUGUUGACAAUAAAACAAAUUCGGUUAAAUUCA
This is a messenger RNA of Syngnathus typhle (broad-nosed pipefish), 1890 nucleotides long. It is a transcript of the gene gnb1l, whose product is annotated as guanine nucleotide binding protein (G protein), beta polypeptide 1-like. Lineage: Eukaryota; Metazoa; Chordata; Actinopteri; Syngnathiformes; Syngnathidae. The record is from RefSeq and is a predicted model, not a curated record. The coding region runs from base 463 to 1449 and encodes 328 amino acids. The transcript is spliced from 9 exons. Gene Ontology annotation, molecular function: protein binding.